Plectropomus leopardus (leopard coralgrouper) is the source of this 2248-nucleotide messenger RNA. RefSeq names its product KH domain-containing, RNA-binding, signal transduction-associated protein 1. Gene Ontology annotation, biological process: regulation of alternative mRNA splicing, via spliceosome. The record is from RefSeq and is a predicted model, not a curated record. Gene Ontology annotation, cellular component: nucleus. Gene Ontology annotation, molecular function: mRNA binding; poly(A) binding. Lineage: Eukaryota; Metazoa; Chordata; Actinopteri; Perciformes; Serranidae.
CUUCCUCCCUCCACAUUGAAAUGCAGCUGCGCCAUUCCUCCUUUGUCCAGUGAAGAGAGCGCGGCGGCCUGCAUCGCAAAGACACCGGCGAGCUUUGCAUUUCGACCAUUUAUUGCACCACAGUCGUCUUUUCUUUUAAGGUGAUACUAACGAACGGAGCCAGGCUUUGUUCGUUAACCCUGUCCUGCCAGAGCGUGAUGAGUAAUUUUGAGUCCGCCAUAGAGCCAACCCCGCAGAAGAAAACCAAAAUGGAAGACACUAAAUACCUGCCGGAGCUCCUCGCUGAAAAAGACAGCCUGGAUUCAUCGUUCACGCACGCCAUGAAACUCAUUUCUGCAGAAAUUGAGAGGAUUCAGAAAGGUGAAACCAAGAAAGAGCCAGAGAAGGAAACCUAUCUGGACCUGUUUGCUACCAGAAAUCAUAAACUAAAAGAGCGGGUGCUCAUUCCUACCAAGCAGUACCCAAGGGUCAACUUUGUUGGUAAGCUUUUGGGACCUCAGGGCAGCACAAUCAAGAGACUCCAGGAAGAGACCGGCGCCAAGAUCUCGGUUCUGGGUAAAGGCUCCAUGAGGGACAAGAAUAAGGAGGAAGAGCUGAGGAAGGGUGGUGAGGCCAAAUAUGCUCACCUGGCCAUGGAACUGCAUGUGUUCAUUGAGGUUAUGGCGCCCAUACCAGAGGCCUACAUGCGCAUGGCUCAUGCCAUGGAGGAGGUCAAGAAGUUCCUUAUCCCGGAACCUGGUGAGCACGACCCAUACAUGGAUCCUCACUUCCUGAAUGGAUCCCAGGAUGGCUCAGGCAGGGGGCGAGGUGGUCACAUGGGAAGAGGCAGAGGUGGACCACCUGGUGCUGGACCAAGGGGUCGUGGGAUGCCACGCGGGGGCCCUCGAGGUGCAAUGCGCGGUGGCGGUCCACGCGGAGGAUUAGGACGGGGAAAUGGUCCAAGAGGUGCACCAUCUGGUAGGGGUGGACUAUCUUCUGCUCCUAACAGGGGUGGCUCAGCGGCCCGCUCCAGACCCCCUGCAGCUGGGGCUCCCAGGAUGCUCCCCGCUUCAGGCAUGUCCCACCAGCAGGGUCCUAAUUCAGGAACGCAGCCCAAAGCUGAUGGAUAUGAGGACUACCCUCCAUACGAUGAAUCGUAUGCAGAGCCCUCCUAUGAAGGAUACGACAGUUACUACAACCAACAAGCUGCCCCUGGGGAUACUGAAUAUUACGAUUACGGACACGGAGAGGCCCAGGACUCGGCAUAUGAGCCUUACGGUCAGGAUGACUGGGACAACUCAUGGUCCAACUCUGGGGGUGGAGGCAAAGCCCCACCGGCCAGGAAUUCAAAGGGAUCGUAUAGAGAGCAUCCUUAUGGAAGAUACUGAACGGCCACUGGUAGAGAGUUGCUAUGGCAACUGUCACAGAUUGUAACUCCCUGAACUUUUCAAAAGUAAUUUCCCUCUUGUUUGUUCCCUUUUUUUAUGGUUUAUUUUUAUUUUUGUUUUUUAAACUCAGUAGAGCAGUUUUGUUGGAUGUAUCAUAGCGUGCCAGGGGAGAAACAUGGAGAAGGUUUUUCAUUGUUUACCUGUUUCCAUUUAAUGUUUGUUUCAGUUGCGUAGUUGGCAGGUCCUAGUGACAAAAACUCAACAAAAGGAACAGGAGUAACAUUUUAGUGCUAUUUGAUGGUUAUUAUUUAAGUUAAUUGUCCAUGAACAAAAUGUGAUUGUGGCGAUAAAUUUCCCAAGUAGGCUGCAUUUUAAAAGUCCUUCAUGACUGGACAAAAAUUAUUCAUAUUGUGACCUCACUAUAACUAGAAUAGAUUAGUCACCAACUCAAAUACAACCGUUUUGAUUAAAAACAAAAGUCUUAUCGUAUGUUUGUUUAUACUACAAUACAAAUCUAGUCUUGUGUUAAGUUAUAGUCUCCUAAAAGCAAUUGAAAUCCUUUUUGAGAAAGAAAAAUGCUUCUAUCUAUACUAUACAAUUGGUAUGUAAUGAUCUGUCGGAUUAUUACUUGGAAAAUCAACACUGAUCGACUAAUUCUUGUAAAGCUUGAAGGAUUAACAAUCCUUACUGUGUGUGAGGAAAGCUGCAGCCAACUCAAUAUUUUGUACAUAAUCUUAGGACAACUGUGUAUGCUUUAAGCCGUGCCGUCUCCAAAAUGCAUAAUGCUUGUGUACCUUUGGCUAAAUAGGAUACUAAAUAUAUCCCAAAAUGUUUUUCUGCAGUGCGUGUUUCAAUAAAGUUUCUAGUUUCUUUUUAAUCAA